CGUAUCUUUAACGUAAGAUUUCAAGCUGGUGAACUAUAUCAUCAAUAUCUACAUUUAUUAAUUAAAUUUAAUCAUCACCCACCUCAAAUAAAAUAAUAUAUGUAAUUAAAAUUAAGAUCCUCUCUAUUUUAUCCGUAGGAUCUCCAUGAUCAACGGCCAUAUUUGCUUCUCAUAAACCAGUUGGUCGGUAGUUUGGUAGGUGGGACAUGUGCUUCGGAAGAAGCACAGGACUUCCGGCUAAUUUUCUUUUCAACCCAAUUUUUUUAGUUAAAUAAAACCAAACAAUAUUUAAGAAGGAAAUAAAAAAAAGAUUUAUAAAAACCCGUAAUGUUUCGAUUUUAAUUAAAUUUCUUGCUGCUAUAAAUAAGUUUCCGCCAUUGUUAUCUCCAUUACUACAAAAUUUACAUUUAUUUCUUCUUUCACUAUCCCUCUUCUUCCAGUUUAUUUAAGGUUUAAAGUAAAAGCAGAAAGAGAAAAUGGCAAGGAAGAAGAUCAGAGAGUAUGAUUCAAAGAGGUUAUUGAAGGAGCAUUUUAAGAGAAUUUCUGGUUCUGAACUUCCCAUUAGAUCAGCUCAAAUUACAGAGUUGACCGACCUCAAUGAACUUAUUGCAAAUGAGCCAUGGCUCUCAUCUGAAAAGUUGGUUGUGAAACCCGACAUGUUAUUUGGGAAGCGUGGCAAGAGUGGUUUAGUUGCCCUGAAUUUGGACUUUGCCCAGGUGUCUGCUUUUGUAAAAGAGCGCCUUGGCAAAGAGGUCGAGAUGGGCGGAUGUAAAGGACCGAUUACGACUUUCAUUGUUGAGCCUUUUGUUCCACAUAACGAAGAGUUCUAUCUGAAUAUUGUUUCAGAAAGACUGGGAAACAGUGUAAGCUUUUCAGAGUGUGGUGGAAUUGAUAUUGAAGAAAACUGGGAUAAGGUGAAAACAAUAAAUAUCCCCACAGGCGUUUCUUUUACUUCUGAAGUCUGUGCUCCUUUAGUUGCUACUUUACCUUUGGAGGUCAAAGGUGUGAUUGAGGAAUUCAUCAAAAAUAUAUUUGCGUUGUUCUUAGAUUUGGACUUCACCUUCCUAGAAAUGAAUCCCUUCACAUUAGUCAAUGGAAAACCGUAUCCUUUGGACAUGAGAGGUGAACUAGAUGAUACGGCUGCCUUCAAGAAUUUCAAGAAGUGGGGUAAUAUUGAGUUCCCCUUACCAUUUGGAAGAGUUAUGAGUCCAACAGAGAGCUAUAUUCAUGCUCUUGAUGAAAAGACUAGUGCCUCCUUAAAGUUCACGGUUUUGAAUCCAAAGGGAAGGAUUUGGACCAUGGUGGCUGGUGGAGGAGCCAGUGUAAUCUAUGCAGAUACUGUUGGGGAUCUGGGUUAUGCGUCUGAGCUAGGGAACUACGCCGAAUAUAGUGGAGCUCCCAACGAAGAAGAGGUCUUGCAAUAUGCCAGAGUUGUGAUUGAUUGUGCAACGGCCAACCCUGAUGGGGGCAAGAGGGCCCUUGUAAUUGGAGGAGGUAUUGCUAAUUUUACAGAUGUUGCUGCUACAUUCAACGGGAUAAUUAGAGCUUUGAAGGAGAAGGAAUCAAAGCUUAAAGCGGCUAGGAUGCACAUUUAUGUGAGGAGAGGAGGUCCAAACUACCAAAAGGGUUUAGCUAAAAUGCGGAUGCUCGGUGAGGAGAUUGGUAUUCCUAUUGAGGUAUAUGGCCCUGAGGCUACCAUGACUGGAAUCUGCAAACAGGCCAUUGAUUGUGUUGACGUAGCUGCUUAAGUGAGCAUGUAACUCAAUACAUUCCCACGCUCUAUCUCCAUAAAGACGAUUCAAAUUUGAUUCUCCCUAAUUUAGAUUUAGCACGCAUUUGUUGAUGUAUUUGUAGAAUUGUUUUGUAUUCGUUUGUGACCCCAUUUCAUCUACUCGUUUACACAACACUUAAAGCCUUCAAAAUUAGAUAUUAGCAAUGUAAACGAUAUGUAAUAAGUUCCUUGAAGGAAUGAAUGAUGAUAUAAUUGAUUGUGUACUGUACAUGUCAAACCCUACUCUACUCCCCCACGACGAGCAAUAUUAAAAACUAGCACUACUUGAAAAUAGCGAAUGCACUCUCCGUCUUUAUGAAAUUGCUCACAUUUUGUUUAGAUGAUCUUGUAUGGAUUUAGAGCACGCUAAAAUAAUAUACAAUACAGGUGUUCAAUAGGGCGAGUUGAGUCGGGCUGGACCGAAUCGGGAUAAUUUUUUAAUGGGUGGGGUAGUAACAUAAAAUUCCUUGUGUACUAUUGACUCAAAAAAAAACUUACAUAUAUAAGUCAAAUGAUGUUUUCAAAAGGAUGAAUAGAGUAUUCUUUAAUCAUUAAUUGUUGAUAU
Messenger RNA from Amaranthus tricolor (Joseph's coat), 2336 nucleotides. RefSeq names its product ATP-citrate synthase alpha chain protein 2-like. The record is from RefSeq and is a predicted model, not a curated record. NCBI's taxonomy places the organism in Eukaryota, Viridiplantae, Streptophyta, Magnoliopsida, Caryophyllales, Amaranthaceae. Gene Ontology annotation, cellular component: succinate-CoA ligase complex. Gene Ontology annotation, biological process: tricarboxylic acid cycle; succinyl-CoA metabolic process. Bases 477 to 1748 code for a protein of 423 amino acids. Gene Ontology annotation, molecular function: succinate-CoA ligase (ADP-forming) activity. The transcript is spliced from 13 exons.